CUGUCCUCUAGUGUUUGCCUCCUUCAUCCCCUUUUCUUUUGGAUUUGCAUUUUAUGCUUCCCAAUCUUUCUCUCUCCUCUCCCCUCUCUCUCUCCCCCUCUCUCUCUUACCAUUAAUGGCGGACCACUUGCUACGCCCCUUCCCUCUCCCUACUGCUUGAUUUCCGCCAUUGUUACUCUUUCUCUCUCCUCCGAUCGACGUUUUUUUUACGCUUUCAGAAUUUUGGAUAUAUUAAUCAUUAAAUUUUCUGAUUAUCGAGAUAAGUUGGAGUUGUAAUUUAGAAGAUGGAGCAGUAUGAUGUUCUAGAGCAAAUUGGAAAGGGUUCUUUCGGUUCUGCUCUUCUUGUAAGGCAUAAGCAUGAAAGGAAGAAAUAUGUGCUGAAGAAGAUCCGUCUAGCUCGCCAAACAGAAAGGACUAAAAGAUCUGCUCAUCAGGAGAUGGAGCUCAUUCGUAAGAUACGGCAUCCAUUCAUUGUGGAGUACAAAGAUUCUUGGGUUGAGAAGGGUUGCUAUGUGUGCAUUAUCAUUGGAUACUGUGAAGCGGGUGACAUGGCAGGAGCUGUAAAGCGUACAAAUGGUGUCCAUUUUUCAGAAGAGAUUCUCUGUAAAUGGCUUGUUCAACUGCUUAUGGCUCUUGACUACUUGCAUAGGAAUCAUAUUCUUCAUCGCGAUGUGAAGUGUUCAAAUAUAUUCUUGACGAAGGAGCGGAACAUACGUCUUGGUGAUUUUGGACUUGCAAAGAUGCUGACUUCGGAUGAUCUUGCAUCCUCUGUUGUUGGUACUCCCAGCUACAUGUGUCCUGAGCUUCUUGCGGACAUACCUUAUGGCUCGAAAUCAGACAUUUGGUCAUUGGGUUGUUGUAUUUAUGAAAUGGCUGCCCUCAAGCCUGCUUUUAAGGCAUUUGACAUGCAAGCACUGAUCAGUAAAAUUAGCAAGUCAACUGUAGCACCUCUUCCAGCCAAAUAUUCUGGAGCAUUUCGAGGUCUUAUCAAAAGCUUGUUGCGGAAGAACCCAGAACUUAGGCCCAGUGCAGCUGAGUUGCUAAGGCACCCCCUACUUCAACCCUAUGUUGAAAAGAUUCAUCUCCAAACUAGGAAUCCUAGGUGUGAUGCCAUAGAUGAUAACUGGGAUGAUACUGAUUCUAAUUGCAUAGACAAAGCUACAUUACCAGAAGCAGAAGAUGAAAGGACAAUAGAUCCCAGUAUAUCAGAAGCUGAACUUGAUUCCUUUUACACUGAUGACAGAAUAAAACCUACCUUGUCUGAUCUGGAACGGAGGUUGGCUAAGUUAAAAGCUCAAGAUCCCUUUAGGAGAGUGGCUGCUACCAAACAAGUUCCUUCAAAAGCUUCCAAUGAUGCAAGGAAUCCCAGAUUAUCACGAGCAAAAACAUUUGGUACAUCCAAAAGACGACCAGAAUUGUCUAAAAAUCAACAAUCGCCUUCUUCAAGGACUCCUGUGAAACGAUCUGUUUCUGUAAACCGCACGCGCAGAGCAUCUAUGCCGUUAUCUACUAGAGCUGCAACUUAUGAAUCACCUUGCAGACCUAGUGUGGACAUCCUAAAGAGAAUAAAAUCUCCAGAUAUUUCAGUCAACUCACCUCGAAUUGACAAGAUAGCAGAAUUCCCACUAGCGUCAUAUGAGGAGUCGUUCUUCCUAAAGCAAAGGAGUUCAUUGGUCUCUAGACAGGGUUCAUCAUCCCCAGUUUAUGGUGGUUGUUCCAUCACCAAGGAUAAAUUCUCAGUUCAGUUAGGAAUGUCCAACAAGAACUUUGAUGGAAUGUGGCAGAGUAUUAGGGACAACAAGGUAAAAGGAGAACAAAAGGAUAAUGGUAAUUCCUCAGAUCAAAAUGCUACAGCUGGUGCUUCGAGCCAUGCUUCAUCAGAUAUGAGGCGCAAUCGGUUUGACACAUCCUCUUAUCAACAGCGGGCAGAAGCAUUGGAAGGGUUGCUUGAGUUCAGCGCAAAAUUGUUGCAACAAGAUAGGUUUGAUGAACUUGGUGUGUUGUUGAAACCAUUUGGACUAGAGAAGGUUUCUCCUAGGGAAACUGCUAUCUGGUUAUCCAAAAGUUUUAAAGAGACCUCACCGAAGCAGGAAAGUUAGUUAAGCACUCAGAGUGAGGAAGUUUAGUUUGUUUAGUUUGUCAAUACUGGUUUCAUCUGUUCCCGGCGUUUGGAAGUACUCCAGUGAGGGCCUGCUGCUGCUGAUACCACUUGUUGACAGGUUUUCAAGCAUAUGCAACUGUUAAUAAUUUUGACCUCUCCCAUCUUUUAGAAAUGACGGAGGAUAGAGGAUCAUCGAUCCAAAUUCACAUUUAACUUUUUCUUUUUCCUUUACCUUUGUCAGUUGUAACCAUCAUCUUGACAAACGUGACAAUUCUUUCAGAUAUACCUAAUUCUUUUGGUUUGUUCAUUUGUUAGAAAAGUAUCUAAUUUAUCUCUAUGUUUGUAAACUGAGCAAUUCUUACUUCUGUAAUUUAUAUGCUGGACCUUCUCAUUGUACAUACACAUUUUAUGUUGUUAAAUUCUUGUGUUUCUGUA
This is a messenger RNA of Spinacia oleracea (spinach), 2536 nucleotides long. Its product is annotated as serine/threonine-protein kinase Nek3. The coding region runs from base 285 to 2099 and encodes 604 amino acids. Gene Ontology annotation, biological process: protein phosphorylation. The transcript has 15 exons. Lineage: Eukaryota; Viridiplantae; Streptophyta; Magnoliopsida; Caryophyllales; Amaranthaceae. Gene Ontology annotation, molecular function: protein serine/threonine kinase activity; ATP binding. The record is from RefSeq and is a predicted model, not a curated record.